AUGGCUGCUCAUUUCUUUUACACGGCAAUAAAUGUCAAUAAUACUCAGUUCUCCUUUGUUAGUAAAGUUAGAAUUCCUUACCGUGUAUCUGAAUCUUUUAUUCGGAAAAUUACGGCUAUUAUAAAUCAGAAUAAAAUCUGUCAUCACAAAAAACAAAACUUGAAUCAGCAUUUGGUUUUUUUUUUCAGCAACAACAACGAUUUACCAUUUUCCAGCACCACAUUCAUCACAUCGAAAGCAAUUCAAUAUGCUUUAUUAAAUACAUUUCCUAUACUUGUCCUGAUGAGCUCAAUUUAUUUGAUCGAUGCGAUAAAGUUUUUGUGGUUUAGAAAAUUUAAGGAAAAUUUUAAGAUAGUUCGUGAAUGUCCUGGACAUGUAUUAGGAAGCUUUUCAACUGAUUGA
This is a messenger RNA of Clunio marinus, 402 nucleotides long. The record is from the annotation of a GenBank genome assembly. Lineage: Eukaryota; Metazoa; Arthropoda; Insecta; Diptera; Chironomidae.